This is a messenger RNA of Drosophila sechellia, 2243 nucleotides long. RefSeq names its product dynein light chain roadblock robl37BC (gene robl37BC). NCBI's taxonomy places the organism in Eukaryota, Metazoa, Arthropoda, Insecta, Diptera, Drosophilidae. The record is from RefSeq and is a predicted model, not a curated record.
AAUAGUUCCGCACGGCGAACGGGUCGGCAACGCCAAAUGAAUUAUACAACGUGGAUUAGGGAGCUCCGAAGAGGGCGGCACGGAGCACCCGCAUCCACAUCCACAUCCGCACCCGGAGUCAGAGUCAGUCGCAGACGGCGACCGGCACGUGACGACACCACAACCCAAUGCCGACCCAUGGCCCACAGUCAUAAAGUUGCCUGUUUGGGAGUCCUGAGCUCAUCAUCAUCGGCUCGUUGCGUGCGUGCGCACUCGACUCGCUUCCAGACAAUCUGUGGCCUGGGCUGCCUUAUGAAUGAUGCUGCUGCCGCUGCCGCUGCCGGACGGGCAGGAGUGAACUUUUCAGUUCGGGACUUCAACGCUUCGAUUGUCGGGCUGUAAUUCAACGCCAUUUACGUGGCCGCAUGCUGCCAGGAAUGAUUGCCGCCUGCACCACCGUGGGUGGUGGCGCCUCGUCUGGGUCGUUACUUUCUCCACUUCCACUGUCCCACCAUUUCCAUUCCCCUGGCGAAGCGUGCUGUAGCACAAAUAAGAUCCAACCUUUGACAUGGAGUCCGGAAAUUCUUUCACUAGCCGGCUGGCUGGAUGUUUGGAUGCUUGUCUGCUGGGAUGCUGGGAUGUCCUUGCCAAUAGCCACGGGGGAGCUCUUCCCCCGCGAAAUUAAGUCCAAGCCACUGCGAAAUGAAGUUGCGAAAUGCCCAUCGAUCUGCGUGGCUACUGGUCCCCCACAUAUAGUAAAAGACUCAAUUACAGGAUUGACUUAAAUCAUCUCCCUGUGGUAACUUACGCGAUAUGGAGCGUUAGCAGGACAUCAAGUUUAAGGCAGGAUUAGGAUUUUAUAUUUUAUUAUCCAUAAGGUUCAGUCUGUAUUUUGAACCAUGUGCUUGAUAGCCAAAUAUAGUUAUAGUUAUAUGUCAAUGUAACUUAGUUUUGACUAACUAAUAACAUCUAAUAUUUGUUUCUUAAAUAUUGAAUAAUAAGUUCAAUAACUCACAUCUUUGAAACAGAGAUCGAAAUAUCUGUGUGUUUGCUUUAAGUCACCCACAUCCAGACCUACAAAUACAGCCCCCUGCCCUAUAGUUCACCCAAAUAGGGAUCCACUUCCGCUCUUGGAAGCCAUGGCGUCAAACACUGUGCAGAUGACCUUCGAUCGGCUGGUUCAGCUGCCAGGCGUGACGGGGGCAAUCCUGAUCGAUGGCAAUGGAGUUCCGGUGCGGACCAAUUUGCCGGCGAAUGUGGCCCGCAUAUACGCCGAUCAUAGGCCACUGGUGACCCUGGCACGCUCCAUGGUGCAGGAUUUGGAGAACGGGGACGAGCUGAGUUACGUGCGGCUGCGCACCCGCCGCCAGGAGACGAUGGUGGCCACCGAGAACGAGCACACGAUCAUUCUGAUCCAGGACAACCGUAUGCUCGACGAAUCCCGGAGGAGCAGUGUCGCCUCGCGGAGAGCCUCUGCGCUCUAACGGAUUCGAGUCCAGUAGGGGUCGUAAACAAGCUGCGCAAGCGGGUAACGACCACGUCCUGAUGUCCUGGCUGAGAGAAGUCCUUGCACGGACGAGCUCACAAAUCCAAAGCACAGAGCUGAAAUUGUGAGCCGGGGCAUUGCUGUGCUGGAAGAGCACGCAAAAAUAAAAUCCACUUACAGGCGGGGUAAAUUGUGUUUGUGUACCCUUAUUGGGAGUCCAGUAGGCUGGGGUCGAAGGUCAUGCGCCUCCAAAUCGCUGUAAAUAUCAGUAAGUAAUAGUACUACACUUAUAUUAUGAUUAUGAUUUGGCAAUAUGCGUAAAUUAUACUUUGAUAUAUUAGCUACAUACCCGGAACAUAUGGUUUGAAUUUGAAAACCUAGUGGUAUAUGGUUGUAAGUGAUCCUCGUAGCUUUACCACUUGGCCCAGCUGGGAUUGGGUAUUUCUGGAUUCGGUCUGCAGGGAAAGGAGGAAAGGAACCCAUGCUUCCCCCGAGUUCGUUUCGAUUGCUGGCAACAACCGGCUGCCGUCACGCCAUCAAGCAUUCAUGCCAACAGCACGAAGAGAGGGUGAGGGGGAUGGGGGGUCGGGGCUAGAGGACCCGCAGAGCAGCCUGUCGCCUGCACACUUACACACACUCGUGGGCACGCACACACCCUCAGCCCCAGCACACUUACACAGGAACACGCCGGGCUUUACACGCCUCCGCACGCGUCACACGAAAGCACGAAACCAAUUUAAGCACCCACAUUCUCUCACCCAAUUAGUCGCACACAGUU